AUUCGCACGAUCUGAGGGGCCAUUUGGGAAUUGGGCGGAAGGAUUAAAAAUUUUCGAUUUAAUCUCCAAUUUCAACGCGUUCGGCCAUUUUCUUCUCUUUUCAUCUUCACGACCUGAAGAAUUUUGGCGGCGAAUGGUUUAUGGAGUUCCCCGAGUGCCCGGUUUGCCUUCAAACGUACGACGGCGAUUGCACAGUUCCUCGUGUUCUCGCUUGCGGCCACUCGGCCUGCGGAGCCUGCCUCGAGAAUCUGCCUCAGCGCUAUCCCGAAACAAUCCGGUGUCCCGCUUGUACCGUACUCGUGAAAUUCCCCGCUCAAGGCGCCUCGGCGCUCCCCAAAAACAUCGAACUCCUCAGACUGUGCCCCCAGCAAAGCGCCGAUGUCGAAAUUUCCAGAAAAACUGACAAACGACCCCUCGAUCAAAACUACGGGUUGUUUCCUCAGCUUUGGUCCGAUGAAUUCUACAAAACUUGGAGGCGCUGGAUCCUGCCGCACGGCUCCGUUUCGAUCGAGCGGAGAUAUGGUGAUGACGAAAUCGAGAAGUUGUUGCUGGGAAGAGUUUGUCACGUUUCGGACUCGGGUUCUUCUUCCCCGAUUAGGGUUAGAGAAGACCGGACUGUAAGUCUUGUUCGAGUCGUUUCGUUGCCUUGUCUGAAUAGUGAUGCUGUGCUUAAGUUUAGUUAUACUUCAAUGGUUUUGAAAUGCUUGAGUGAGUUGAAGGAUGGGGAGAGGAAUGAACUGGUUUUGAUUUUGGAAGCUGGCAUAAUGAAUGGUGGAAGAGUGUGUAGAACUUAUGGGUUGUGGGGUAAUUUGGAGGAUGGGUUUCUAUACUUGGUUUGUGGAAGAGGAAAAGAAAACUUAACGGAGAGGAUCAAUAAUUGGAUAAAGAAACUUGAUAUCAGAAAUAAGGUUGGCUUGAACAACGAUGAGAUGCGCGGUUUUGCCAUGAUUGCCAUUGAGUUAUGUGAAGCAAUUAUGGCUAUGCAUUCUCUGGGGUUAAGUAUAGGCUUUCUGGGUCUAUCAUGUUUUAGUGCUGAUGAAUUUGGCAGCAUUUGUGUUGAUCUAAAUGAGGUUUUGGUGAUGGGAAGUACUGUGAGGGAGACAAUGGUGGGAACUGUUUCUACCAAAUCAAAAAUUGACCUUAAGGAAUUGGGAAUUCUUAUUAGUAAUCUGAUCAAGAAAGAGGCUUUUGUCAGCCCAGAGGUGUUACUCAAAUUACUGCAUAAAGAAGGCGUUGUGCUGGAAUGCGGCACGACUCUAUGUUCGGUCGGGAACAAGUGCGAUAUUUGGUCCUUAGUUUUUGUUUUGCUGAGUCUUCUUCUUGGAAAGGAUUGCCUUAUAGAGACACUGGGGACUCUCGAUGAAGUUCAUUCUGAUUGUGAUUGCUCUGCCUUUUAUGGGAGUUGGAUGGAGAAAGUUAAUUCAUGUUUGGUGAUGAAGUUGGGUUCGGAGUAUGCAUCGUUGAGACAGGCACUCUGCGAGUCUUUAAAUUUUGAUCCCGAGAACCGUCCAUGGGUCGUUGAAUUGUUGAGAUGCUUUAGGGUAUUGAUUGUUAGUCCUGAGUUGGAUGCUUUGGCCAGUUUGAAACUUGCAAUUAAUGAAUAUGAUGCUGCUCAUUGCUUGGUUCUGGGGGACCUCAUUCAACUUCCUGACGAACUGAUCGAAACUCAAAGAGAUGAUACAUGUCAAACAGGGGAGGAGAAAAUUAUAAAAGAUUUUGUUGAUGGGCUAUCUGUUGGAAUGGUGAAAUCAAAAGAUAUGCUAGGCCAUCGUGAUUGUGUUACCGGUUUUGUAGUCGGUGGGGAAUAUCUGUUUAGCUCGUCAUAUGAUAAGACUGUCCAAGCAUGGUCUUUGCAAGACUUCUCUCAUCUACACACAUUUACCGGUCACGAGCAUCGAGUAACGGAUCUGGUGUAUGUAGCCGAAGAACAACCAUUAUGUGUAAGUGCUGAUAUUGGAGGUGGUAUAUACGUCUGGAGCAUUGCUCUUCCUUUGAAGCAAGAUCCACUAAAGAAAUGGUACGAGGAGAAGGAUUGGCGCUAUGAUGGCAUUCAUGCCUUGACCUAUUCGGAAAAUGGGUACCUUUAUACCGGUGGAGGUGAUAAAACUAUUAAAGCGUGGUCAUUGAAGGAUGGCACUUUAUCAGGCUCUAUGAACGGUCAUAAAUCGGUAGUUUCUGCUCUUCUAGCAUGUAAUGGUAUUCUGUACAGUGGCAGUUGGGAUGGAACUGUCCGAUUAUGGAGCCUUGCCGACCGCAGUCUAUUGACCGUACUGGGAGAAGAUUCGUCUGGAAGUUUGGGUUCUGUCCUAUGUCUUGCUGCUAACAUGGACAUGCUUGUUGCAACUCAUGAAAAUGGAUCCAUAAAGGUUUGGAGGAAUGAUGUAUUCAAGAAAACCAUGAAGUUGCAUGAUGGUGCCAUUUUCGCCACCAGUAUGCAGGGGAAGCAACUUGUCACGGGGGGUCGAGAUAAAGCUAUAAAUGUACAGGAGUUAUCGGGCGACGAGUUCGAGAUUGAUUGUAGGCAUCUUGGAUCCAUCCAUUCAAAUUCUACAGUAACAGCAUUACUGUGUUGGCAAGACAAACUUUAUGUUGGAUAUGCAGACAGGUUCAUUAAGGUGUAUUAUUAUGGAAAAUGAUACAUAUAUAUUUCAAUGGGGCUGCUGAGGAAAUUUCCAUUGCAGAAAACAACACAUUCUAAUGUAAUAUAAAAUAGCACUCCAGGGGAGCUCAUAAGUUCCUUUGUUUUUGUUUUUUUUGAGAAGGCCCAUGAUG
Momordica charantia (bitter melon) is the source of this 2772-nucleotide messenger RNA. Its product is annotated as zinc ion binding protein. Gene Ontology annotation, molecular function: protein binding. The record is from RefSeq and is a predicted model, not a curated record. Lineage: Eukaryota; Viridiplantae; Streptophyta; Magnoliopsida; Cucurbitales; Cucurbitaceae.